GCGAGGCGUUGCAGCAGUGCGCUGCACGCGUAGAAGCGAAGGCGCCGAAGCAUCCAGAUGCUUUGUGCCUGAGCUUACAGGAGGCCUACUGGUCCUACCUAGACGAGACAGUAGAUGCGGCCAAGGGGCAUUUUCCGCAUCUACAACCCUCGGCGUUUGUGGAGUUACUGUUGGAGGUGUCUGAAGCACUAUCCUCGCAUGGCACUGAGAUUGCGCAGUGCUUCCGCGAUUGGCGUCAAAAACGCCUGGCCCAGCCUCGGUGCGGGGCUGUCAUCUUGGACGAGUCGUUGGAGAAAUGCUUGAUGGUCCAAGCCCAUAGUAGCAACCUCUGGUUUUUCCCCAGUGGCAAGCUGGAGGAGAAUGAGACCGAGGUGCAGGGAGCCAUCCGCGAGGUUUGGGAGGAGAUCGGUUUGGACAUCACUCAUCGCGUGGAUGAGAGGCAAUAUCUUAAAGCAAUUGUCCCGGACAACGGUCGAGCCAUCCCAGUAAAGCUGUUUGUCCUGGUGGGCCUUCCCGAAAAAGCGGAGCUGAAGCCACAAGCGAAAAAGGAGAUUACUGCCAUCUCCUGGGUUCGCAACUCCAAACUGCCUGGCUGGGAAAGCGGCUCCCAGACUUCAAAGACAAUGCGGUUUCUGAACAUGGAGCACUUUGCACCGCAGCUGAGGCGCCUCGUGAACGAAAUGCGCGAGGGGAUCCCGCGGGAGAAGGCUCUGGCGGGCGGAUGGCUCGACAUGAGAAA
Symbiodinium pilosum is the source of this 739-nucleotide messenger RNA. The record is from the annotation of a GenBank genome assembly. NCBI's taxonomy places the organism in Eukaryota, Dinophyceae, Suessiales, Symbiodiniaceae.